AUGUCUAUUGCUAUGCAUGGUUUCAAACAAUGCAAGAGUGACUAUUCAUUGUUUGUCUUCGGUGAAGGAACCACAGCGACAUUUCUCUUAGUCUAUGUUGAUGAUAUCAUCAUAGUUGGACCAGAUAAUACCAUGAUCAAGAGAGUUGAAGACAAGCCCAGCACAGUUUUCAAGCUUAAGUUUCUUGGGGAUCUAAAAUUCUUUCUUGAAUUAGAGCUUGCAAAAUCUAGCGAAGGUAUCUUCCUCUCUCAGUGCAAAUGUGCAUUAUCCUUGGUGGGUUGCAAGCUUGCUCCUUCUCCAAUGGAUGUUAAUUCUAAACUACGUGCCUCCGAAGGAGAGAUAUUAGCUGAUCCUUCUACUUAUCGCAAACUCAUAAGAAGGCUAAUGUACCUCAUAAUAUCCAAACUAGACAUCACAUUUGCAGUCACAAAAUUAGCUCAAUUCACGGCUGAUCCUCGUGUGCCCCAACUCAACGCUGUACACCAUAUCCAUCGCUACCUCAAAGUAGCUCCUAGCCAAGGCAUCUUAUUCUCAACAAUAAAUAAAUUCAAUCUCUCAGUCUAUGCUGAUGCGGAUUGGAAAAAUUGUUUAGAUAUAAGGAGAUCAACUAUUGGAUAUUGUGCUUUCCUUGGAGAUUUACUGGUUUCAUGGAAAAACAACAAGCAAACAAUAGUUUCAAGAAGCUCUACUAAGGCAGAAUACAAGCUGUUGCAAAUGUAG
This is a messenger RNA of Arachis stenosperma, 720 nucleotides long. RefSeq lists its product as uncharacterized. NCBI's taxonomy places the organism in Eukaryota, Viridiplantae, Streptophyta, Magnoliopsida, Fabales, Fabaceae. The record is from RefSeq and is a predicted model, not a curated record. The transcript is spliced from 2 exons. The coding region runs from base 1 to 720 and encodes 239 amino acids.